Messenger RNA from Monodelphis domestica (gray short-tailed opossum), 1714 nucleotides. RefSeq names its product germ cell associated 1 (gene GSG1). Gene Ontology annotation, cellular component: plasma membrane. NCBI's taxonomy places the organism in Eukaryota, Metazoa, Chordata, Mammalia, Didelphimorphia, Didelphidae. The record is from RefSeq and is a predicted model, not a curated record.
AUGGAUUUCUUGAAGCUCCUGACCCUCCACCACCAUACCAUUGUAGCAGUCAUCCUCAACAUAAUGGCCCUCUGCCUAUCCACCACAUCCUUCCUAGGCAGCUACUGGUGUGUGGGCACCCAGAAAGUGCCCAAGCCCUUGUGUGGGAAGAGUCUGACCACCAAGUGUAUUGGCAUGCCAGUGCCAUUGGAUGGGGGUGGCAGCAAUACAUCAAGCCAGGAGGUGGUAAACUACAGCUGGGAGACAGGAGAUGACCGCUUCUCCUUUCGCUACUUCCAUACUGGCAUGUGGCUCUCUUGUGAGGAAAACGUGGAAAGCCCAGGGGAGAAGUGUCGAAGUUUCAUUGACCUUACACCCCCAGGAGAAAGAGGAAUACUUUGGCUAUCCCUGGGGUCAGAAAUUGUCUACAUUAGUCUGCUCUCCAUGAGCCUCCUGCUGAUGCUGCUGGAAAUGUUCUUCCCAGGGAACCCUGGCUGUGGGCUUAAGCUUAAUGCCUUUGCUGCUAUUUCCUCAGUCUUGUCAGGCCUUUUAGGAAUGGUGGCACACAUGAUGUACACACAAGUUUUCCAGGCAACAGUCAACUUGGGACCAGAAGACUGGAGGCCACACACUUGGGAUUAUGGCUGGGCCUUCUACAUGGCCUGGGUUUCUUUCACCUGUUGUAUGAUAUCAGCCGUCACUACCCUCAACACCUACACUAAGAUGGUAUUGGAAUUCAAGUGUAGCCAUUACAAAUCCUUCAAAGAGAAGCUGAGCCACCCAUCACCACUACAUUACCAGUGCUUUCUGCAGCAGCGGCAGCAACAGCAGCAGCAGCAGUCACUAUCUCCAACACACUCCAGGGAUCAACUGAGCAGCUACUACCAGAACCAAAAUCAGUCUGUUCACUUGGUCUCAGCAGGGGUUGACUUUUGCUCAGAACUACAGGAGAAAGAGCUUCCACAAGAGCCCAGGAUGGAACAGAGUGAAGUGCUUGAAUCAUUAGUUGAGGAAGAACAAUGUUAGGACUAUAAUAGUGGGGGUGGGAAUAGAGGAAGAGGGAGGAAGAGGUAUGGAAAAGACAAGUCCUGCCUUCUACUGCCACUGGGAAUAUGUGUACAACUCCAGACUAACUUUCUUUAGUAAGGCUUUUAAGCACUAGGAGCAAAGCUAUCUCAGUACAAAUCCAGAACUUUCCAUAUUCCCCCAGAUACCUCCUAUUGCCACUUCACCAUUUCCAGGGUCUCUUUCCUACUUAAUACAUAGCUUGUCCAGAAUCAGAAAAAUUAGAAGCUAUGAAUGUGAUUUUGGUUAGCAUCUACAUUUUUAGCACUUUUCUUAUAGACAAGUACACCAGAGCCAUCCUGGCUAACAUGAGAUAAAAACACAAUACAUCAUCACAUGUGAAGUCUUAGUUUUCUUUGUAUUCUCCACAGUGUUUAGUAUUGUACCUUUCACUUAUGAAGUACUCAAUAAAUAUUAAUUAAUCAUUAUCCUAGAAGUCCAUACAAUGGUAUUAGCACAAGAAAGCUGUUACUAUAUAUGUGAGAGUAUUUGGUUUCCAAAAAGUCCCAUAUGCUACAUUCCAAAAAAGGCAUAAUCCAAGAUUCUAGUUCAAGACGACUGAGAAGAGCCAAGAAACAUACUUUCAUCUUUGUCCCAUCUCUAAAUCCUAUUUUCUUCCUUCUCCUUCUUCCUUCCAGUGACUUUCCUUUUAUUUAUUAUUCUACAAAAU